CAGGAUGUUAAAUGCUGCCAAAGCUCUUUCCGAAUCCGUUUGACAUACACUAAUGCAAAGGCAUCAAAAAUGGUUCAGAGUUCUGUGGAGAAAAACGAGGGCUGCAAAAGAAGGAAAACAGGUACUGAGAACAGCUUGGACACUGUCAAACAUGAGUCAGUGGUUGAUGGUGUUGAAAGUUCUGUUUGUGCUACUAUUGAAGCAAAUGCAGCCUCUGAAAGAUCCUCUAAUGGCUUGCAAGAUGGUGAAUCUUCUAACACCUAUGAUUUCCUGCCAGAAAAGGUCAAUGAACCUUGCUGCCUGGAGUGUCUUUGCAGCAGGACUCCUAUCUUCUUUGGUGGAAGAUACCUGAAGUACUCAAGAAAUGUGAGUCAAACACGCUGGAUCAUUGAUGAGGAAAGAAUGGGAGAAGCAUCUAUUGAGGAGAUAAUAGGUGGUAGCAUUCUUCCUAUGUGUCAGGGUGACAAUUACAAGUUCCAUGCAGCUGGUAGAGAAGAUAUAGAUGUUCGAAUGUUAGGUUCAGGUAGGCCUUUCCUGGUUGAGGUACAAAAUGCACGCCAAGUCCCAUCUGAGUUGUUUGUGAAAGAAAUUGAAGCAAAGAUAAAUAACUUGGAAAAUAAAUUAGUUAAGGUGAAAAAUCUUAAAGCAGUAGGUAGUCAGGGUUGGGACCUGAUGCGUGAAGGAGAAGCAGAGAAGCAGAAGCAAUAUGCUGCAUUAGUUUGGAUAUCUCGCCCUCUUCAGGAUGAAGACUUGCAGACUUUAUCUUCUCUCAAGGAAAUGCAAAUUUUGCAGAGGACCCCGAUAAGAGUGCUACACCGUCGCAGUCCAUUAGAACGUGAAAAGAUUAUACAUUGGAUGAAAAUCAAGAAGAUUGCUGGAAGCUCUCAGUAUUUUCUUUUGCAUCUGUGUACUCAGGCUGGAACAUAUAUUAAGGAAUUUGUUCACGGGGAUCUUGGGCGCACCACUCCAAGCGUUGGAUCAAUUCUGGGAUGCAGAGCAGAGAUACUGCAACUCGAUGUUACUGAAGUGAAAAUGGAUUGUUUCCUGACUGAAUGAGGUGAACAUGGGCUCCAAAAUCAGUUUCGCACAGCCUUUGCAUUUAACGCCUUGAAAUGGAAAAAGGUUCUUAUCUAUUUCUUGAAGCAAUUUAUAUAAAGUAAAACAUUUCUAUAGUAAUAAUGGUAGGGCUAACUAAUUUUAUUAUUAUAAGGAAGUUAUAACUUAA
Molecule: messenger RNA, 1225 nt
Organism: Pistacia vera
Lineage: Eukaryota; Viridiplantae; Streptophyta; Magnoliopsida; Sapindales; Anacardiaceae
Product: putative tRNA pseudouridine synthase Pus10
Exons: 12
Coding region: 70-1056 (328 amino acids)
Biological process (GO): tRNA pseudouridine synthesis
Molecular function (GO): pseudouridine synthase activity; RNA binding
Source: RefSeq, a predicted model, not a curated record